Messenger RNA from Chilo suppressalis (striped riceborer), 1290 nucleotides. NCBI's taxonomy places the organism in Eukaryota, Metazoa, Arthropoda, Insecta, Lepidoptera, Crambidae. The record is from the annotation of a GenBank genome assembly.
GUACCUAUGUCUUUUUGUAAUCCUGCGUGAUCGUGUUUGUUUCCUCGUGGUUCUGUACAAAAAUAAAUAUAGCCUCAUUUAAAAAAAAUAUUUGAUCUACGAUCUAUUCAAGGAAAUGGAACAGUGCCUCUAGAUUUAGCUGAUCCACAGGCUUAAAUUUCCGAAUAUGUGGAAAUAUAUGACCCGGCGUGUACGAGACACAUUCGAGAGAGGUGCAAAUCAUUUAGAUAAGCGAGGUACAACUGGUGUUGUGACUGCUGGAAAUAUAAAUGAAGAAAAAAACAAAAGGGGAGGUCCUCCAUGUUCUUGGCUCAAGAGUAAAAGAUGUUGGGGAUAUUACAGACAAGGAAGCAACACCAAUAAUAAUAAUGGAUGGAACUUUGAAAAUCUUACAUCCAGUUGGUUAAGUGCCAUAUCUUGGAGUGGUGCAUUAGUAAUCAGUUGGUAUACAACUCAUCUGAUUCAAUGGAAAUACAAGUAUUAUUCAAGACGAUAUAAUGAUAGUUGUUCAACUGCUUUGUUAUCAGCCUUGCAACCAUACAUUAAUGCAGUGAAUAAAGAUCCUACUUAUACAAAACCAGUCUCUCAAAUAGAGAAGUUGCUUGACCAUUUUACACCAACAGUGCAUUUGAUAACAAAUGAGCAAGUUGGCAUUCAAAAACAGAGAACUGACAGCACCACUAGUAGUUCCACUACUCCAGACUCAUCUAGUGAUAUUCUUGGAGAUGUACUUAACUCCAUAGAGAAUAAGUUGGGAUUAGCUGCUAUAGAGAAUGGACAAUUGAAAGAUGGGUUAAAAUUACUGAGGUCUGCUGCUAGUCGCAGUUAUGCACCUGCUUUGUACAAUUUGGGAAUAUGUUAUGAAAUGGGCUUAGGUGUUACAACUGAUGAGAAGAUGGCAAUGGAGUUGUACAGAUCUGCUGCUGCCCUAGAACAUCCUGGUGCAUUGUACAAUUUGGGAAUUUAUUAUGGCCAAGGUCGAGGUGGGCUCACUCGCAACACCACCACAGCAACACGUUUGUUGCGACUGGCUGCAGUUCAGGGUCAACAGGAAGCAAUUGAAGCUUUGAAAUCACUGGAAGUUGAAAAUGAAGACCCUGCUCACAACAAACCUGCUGUUCAUCCAUGGUCUUACAACUUAGAAGUUUCUACGCAAGACAAUAUUGUACCUAUACCCACAACACUUUUUGUUGAAAAUGUUGAUUAUUGUCCUCGUAAAAUCAAAGCUACUGUUUAUUAGUAGAAUACUUGUUUAGAAAUAGUUGGUAUAUUAAUUCUCUCUAACAAUAA